Lagenorhynchus albirostris (white-beaked dolphin) is the source of this 2058-nucleotide messenger RNA. It is a transcript of the gene GPAA1, whose product is annotated as glycosylphosphatidylinositol anchor attachment 1. Bases 108 to 2039 code for a protein of 643 amino acids. The record is from RefSeq and is a predicted model, not a curated record. Gene Ontology annotation, biological process: attachment of GPI anchor to protein. The transcript is spliced from 12 exons. Gene Ontology annotation, cellular component: GPI-anchor transamidase complex; membrane. NCBI's taxonomy places the organism in Eukaryota, Metazoa, Chordata, Mammalia, Artiodactyla, Delphinidae.
CGGAAGUGGGGGCCGGCGUGCAGCCCAGGGUCUGACAGGAGAGGCGUGCCCGGCCGGCGGCCGUACCUGACAGCGGGAGCGCGGUGCCGGAGCCGCCCGGCCCUGCGAUGGGCCUCCUGUCGGACCCGGUGCGCCGGCGCGCGCUUGCCCGCCUCGUGCUGCGCCUCAACGCGCCGCUCUGCGUGCUGAGCUACGUGGCGGGCAUCGCCUGGUUCCUGGCGCUGGCUUUCCCGCCGCUGACCCAGCGCACUUACAUGUCGGAGAACGCCAUGGGCUCCACCAUGGUGGAGGAGCAGUUUGCGGGCGGAGAGCGUGCCCGAAGCUUUGCCCGGGACUUCGCUGCCCACCGCAGGAAGUCGGGGGCUCUGCCAGUGGCUUGGCUGGAGCGGACGAUGCGGUCAGUGGGGCUGGAGGUCUACACGCAGAGUUUCUCCCGGAAACUGCCCUUUCCAGAUGAGACUCACGAGCGCUAUAUGGUGUCGGGCACCAACGUGUACGGCAUCCUUCGGGCACCGCGCGCUGCCAGCACUGAGUCCCUGGUGCUCACCGUGCCCUGUGGCCCUGAGUCUACCAACAGCCAGGCUGUGGGGCUGACGCUAGCACUUGCUGCCCACUUCCGGGGGCAGAUUUACUGGGCCAAAGACAUCAUCUUCCUGGUGACAGAACACGACCUUCUGGGCUCUGAGGCUUGGCUUGAAGCCUACCACGACGUCAAUGUCACUGGUAUGCAGUCAUCCCCUCUGCAGGGCCGGGCUGGGGCCAUCCAGGCAGCCGUGGCCCUGGAGCUGAGCAGUGAUGUGGUCACUAGCCUCGACGUGGCUGUGGAGGGACUCAACGGACAGCUGCCCAACCUGGACCUGCUCAACCUCUUCCAGACCUUCUGCCAGAAAGGGGGGCUCCUGUGCACGCUGCAGGGCAAGCUGCAGCCCCAGGACUGGACAUCAGCGGACGGGCCGCUGCAGGGUGUGCAAACGCUGCUGCUCAUGGCUCUGCAGCAGGCCUCUGGCCACCCCCACGGCGCCCACGGCCUCUUCCUGCGCUACCGCGUGGAGGCUCUAACUCUCCGUGGCGUCAACAGCUUCCGCCAGUAUAAGUAUGACCUGGUGGCGGUCGGCAAGGCUCUGGAGGGCAUGUUCCGCAAACUCAACCACCUCCUGGAGCGCCUGCACCAGUCCUUCUUCUUCUACCUGCUCCCCGCGCUCUCCCGCUUCGUCUCCAUCGGCCUCUACAUGCCUGCCGCCGGCUUUUUGCUCCUGGUCCUUGGUCUCAAGGCUCUGGAACUGUGGAUGAAGCUGCAUGAGGCUGGAGUGGGUCCUGAGGAGGCGGGGGGGACCCCUGGGUCCAGUCCUCCCCUCCCUGCAGCACAGCGUGUGGGGCUGGCCUCGCUCGUGGCACCCUUGCUGAUCUCCCAGGCUGUGGGCCUGGCCCUCUACGUCCUCCCGGUGCUGGGUCAGCACGUGGCUGCCCAGCACUUCCCCGUGGCCGAGGCAGAGGCCGUGGUGCUGACGCUGCUGGCCGUCUAUGCAGCUGGCCUGGCCCUUCCACACAGCACCCACUGGGUGCUGAGCACACAGGCCCCAGACAGGAGCUGGAUGGCGCUGAAGCUGGUGGCCCUGAUCUACCUGGCACUACAGCUGGCCUGCAUCACCCUCACCAACUUCUCCCUGGGCUUUUUGCUGGCUGCCACCAUGGUGCCCGGCGCUGCACUCACCAAGCCCUCCGGGCCCCGGUAUGUGCUGGCCACUCUGUGCUGCCCUGCUGGUGCUGACAAGCCCAGCAGCUACGCUCCUGGGCGGCCUGUUCCUGUGGCGGCAGCUGCAGGAGGCGCCGCUCUCCCUGGCCGAGGGCUGGCGGCUCUUCCUGGCCGUGCUGGCUCAGGGCGUGCUGGCGCACCACACCUACGGCGCCCUGCUCUUCCCGCUGCUGGCGCUGGGCCUCUUCCCCUGCUGGCUCCUCUUCUGGAAUGUUCUCUUCUGGAAGCGCUGAAGGCAGGUGGGAAUCCCCCACGCGCCCCACGCUCUUCCCUUCCUGGGAAAUAAACAGUUCUGCUUAGCUGCC